Molecule: messenger RNA, 3924 nt
Organism: Fukomys damarensis (Damara mole-rat)
Lineage: Eukaryota; Metazoa; Chordata; Mammalia; Rodentia; Bathyergidae
Gene: Kifc3
Product: kinesin family member C3
Exons: 21
Coding region: 697-3681 (994 amino acids)
Biological process (GO): microtubule-based movement
Molecular function (GO): microtubule motor activity; microtubule binding; ATP binding
Source: RefSeq, a predicted model, not a curated record
CCAGACCUGCCCAGGAGCUCCCUGUGCCGGGACCAACUUGGGGCCAUGGGGGAAGGCCAGGAGCCUAGACCCAUCCCUGCGCAGCGUCCCUUGGUGUCGUUCAGCCCAAAGCCAGCACAUUGCCCAGUAGCUGGGCUUGGGGGCUGCACGUCCCGCGGGACCCUAGCAACCUCCGGACCCCCUUCCCAUUUCUUUGGCUAGAUAGAGCACAGACCCUACCUGGGAGCCCUGUGUCAGUCAGCACCGCCCUCUCCCUGCAGGGGCUCUAACACCCGCAGGGCUCCACGGAGAUCUUGUCAUUUCAGUCCCUCCCACCGCUCCUUCUGGGCAGUUGCCUCCCCCAGCCAGGCUGCGGUGGGGUAUGAUAGCCUAGUUUGGAGAUUGGAAGGAGGUCCUUGGCCAGUGCCCUUCAGGACAGUGAGGAAUUGAGCCACUGACAGCUGCAGCUGGGGAAUCCCAACAGGCCGGCUGAGCCCAGAAGCUGCCCCCUUCCAUACCCUCCUGUUAGAGAACUCUGGCUGGCUGUAGUGAAGCCUGCGGUAUCUAAAUUCUCCUGUGCAGUUUGCUGCCCCCCUUCUAACCCCAUUACAUCUGUCUCAAGGUUGAGAGUUGUGACUGCCCCUGGCCUAUCCCCUUCCCUGGUCUCCCUCUGCCUGAGGCUGGGCUGCCCCGGAGAAGGCUACUAAGCCCCGGGCCAUGGUCCCCUCUCCCAGGACCCGGAACCUGGGAGCCACGCCCUCACUGCCCAGCCUGCGGAGAGUGGGCCGGGCCGGGGAGCUGCCGGAGCCCAAGAUGGCUCGCCCCGCCCCAGCCCCAGCCAGCCCGGCUGCCCGCCCUUUCCCACACACCGGCUCAGGGAGGUUGAGAACUGGGCGUGGAAAAGACACCGUGGUUGGCAGUGACGAGGACUCCAGCGCCCGGAUUGCAGCUCGCCCGGCCCUAGGACAGUGCCGAACCCUCAGCGGGGACUGGGCGGGCCCUGGGAGUCCCCGCAGGCUCUACCUGACUGUACGGCAAGCCCUGCAGGACAAGGGGUGCGAGAGCAAGAGUCAGGGGACGAAAGAAGACAAUCUCUCGAAGAGGCAGGCGCUGGUCCCCAGGCGGGACCGAGAGGCCCUGAAAGCUGGUGCUGCCACGAAUGUAGAGAAAACAGGUGGGCGGCUGUUUGGCAGAGGGAGGUGCUCCAACCUGCCAGGGUCACCAGGGGCGGCCCCUGAGGUGCAUAGGAUGGUGGAGGCCAUGUCCCAGCUUCAGAAGGAGAAAGCUCAGCUUCAGGAGGAGCUGGUGGUCCUGCGGGAGAGGCUGGCCCUCCACAACAGUGACCAGCAAGCCACAACCACCCAGCUGCAGAACCAGGUGGAAAAUCUCAAGGAGAAGCUCGUCAGCCAGGCCCAGGAAGUGACCCGGCUACGAUCCGAGCUGAGAGGCACCGAAUUGGAGAAGCACCGGGACCCACUGAUGGUGGAGAAUGAGCGGCUGAGGCAGGAGCUGGGGCGCUACGAGGCUGAGCUGCAGGAGCUGCGGGUCCAGCCGGCUGCAGCUGCACCCUGCUCGGGCUGCAAACACAGCCAGGAGAGCACCCAGCUCCGCCACAAGGUAUCCCAACUGCAGCUGGAGGUGGCAGAGAACAAGGGCAUGCUGUCGGAGCUGAAUGUGGAGGUGCAACAGAAGACCGACCGGCUGGCCGAGGUGGAGCUGCGGCUCAAGGACUGCCUGGCUGAGAAGGCGCAAGAGGAAGAGCGGCUCAGUCGGCGCCUGCGCGACAGCCACGAGACCAUUGCCAGCCUGCGGGCCCAGUCUCCGCCUGUCAAGUACGUCACCAAGACGGUGGAGGUGGAGUCGUCCAGGACCAGGCAGGCCCUCAGUGAGUCCCAGGCUCAGAACCAGCACCUGCAGGAGCAGGUGGCCAUGCAGCGGCAGGUGCUGAAGGAGAUGGAGCAGCAGCUUCACAGCUCGAAUCAGCUGACCACGCAGCUCCGGGCACAGAUCUCCAUGUACGAGGCAGAGCUGGAGCGGGCCCACGGGCAGAUGCUGGAGGAGAUGCAGUCCAUGGAGGAGGACAAGAACCGGGCCAUCGAGGAGGCCUUUGCCAGAGCCCAGGUGGAGAUGAAGGCUGUUCAUGAGAACCUAGCAGGUGUCCGGACAAACCUGCUAAUGCUGCAGCCGGCACUGAGAACCCUCACCAAUGACUACAAUGGGCUCAAGCGGCAGGUGCGCAACUUCCCAAUGCUGCUGGAUGAGGCCCUCCAGAGUGCCAGGGCUGAGAUCGACGAGAUCAUCGAGGAGGUCAACAGCAACAACCAGGACCUGCUGCGCAAGUACCGCCGGGAGCUGCAGCUGCGGAAGAAGUGCCACAAUGAGCUGGUGCGGCUGAAAGGAAACAUCCGGGUGAUUGCUCGUGUUCGGCCCAUCACCAAAGAGGACGGGGAAGGGCCCGAGGCGACCAAUGUCGUGUCCUUUGAUCCCGAUGAUGACGCUAUCAUUCACCUGCUGCACAAGGGCAAGCCAGUGUCCUUUGAACUGGACAAGGUCUUCUCCCCGCAGGCCUCACAGCAGGAUGUAUUCCAGGAGGUACAGGCCUUGAUCACUUCCUGCAUUGAUGGCUUCAAUGUCUGCAUCUUUGCCUAUGGCCAGACGGGUGCCGGCAAGACGUACACAAUGGAGGGGACCCCUGAGAACCCAGGCAUCAACCAACGGGCCUUGCAGCUGCUCUUCUCAGAGGUGCGGGAAAAGGCCUCUGACUGGGAGUACACCAUCACUGUCAGUGCCGCCGAGAUCUAUAAUGAGAUCCUCAGGGACCUGCUGGGGACAGAGCCUCAGGAGAAGCUGGAGAUUCGGCUGUGCCCAGACGGCAGUGGGCAGCUGUAUGUGCCAGGGCUGACCCGGUUCCGGGUGCAGAGUGUGGCUGACAUCAACAAGGUGUUCGAGUUCGGCUACGCCAAUCGUACCACGGAGUUCACCAACCUGAAUGAGCACAGCUCCCGCUCUCAUGCCCUGCUCAUCGUGACGGUUCAGGGCCGAGAUUGCAGCACAGGCAUCCGCACCAUGGGGAAGCUGAACCUGGUGGAUUUGGCUGGCUCAGAGCGUGUGGGCAAGUCAGGUGCUGAGGGCAGCCGCCUGCGGGAGGCACAGCACAUCAACAAGUCACUGUCGGCCCUGGGGGACGUCAUUGCUGCCCUGCGCUCUCGCCAGGGCCACGUGCCCUUCCGCAACUCCAAGCUCACCUACUUGCUGCAGGAUUCACUGAGUGGCGACAGCAAGACGCUUAUGGUGGUGCAGGUAUCUCCUGUGGAGAAGAACACCAGCGAGACGCUCUACUCCCUCAGGUUCGCUGAGCGGGUGCGCUCCGUGGAGCUGGGUCCCGGGUCCCGCCGCACUGAGCUUGGGUCCUGGUCGAGCCAGGAGCAUCUGGAGCUGGAGCCAAACUGCCAGACACCACAGCCAACAGCACGAGCACACUCGGCCCCUGGCUCUGGGCCCUCCAGCCGUCCUGGAUCCAUCCGGAGGAAGCUGCAGCCCUCCGGUGAGCUCUCUGCACAUGAUUGUCACAACCACUGUUUCCCUUACCUGGAAGGUCCUUUUCUUUCCUUUUUUUUAAAAAAAAACCCCUCCCUUUCCCUGAGAAGCAGUCAGGGCGGGCAGCACUGUGUCCAUUUUAUAGAUGGGAAAACCAGGCCCUAGGAGAGAAGGUGCUGGGACAAGAUUAUUGGAGGCCAUCCCUGCUCUCACACAACCCCUCCAAGACAGGCUGCCUCUAAGCCCUGGGCCUUGAUGGUGUUCUUGUGGGGUGUGAGGGGCAGAAAGCUCAGGGCUCACUUCAUGUGAGGAAUGGGCUUCUCAUGCAAGGGCCUGGCCAGUCCUUGAGUCCAGAGGCUUGGGGGUGGCAGGGCCCUGGCAAGAUAAGAUAAGCCCACCAUUGAGACA